UUUUUUCUUUCGGAGAACGCUAUUGGAACGUAAUCCAUACGAGACUAAGAAGCAACUGUGUAUUGAAUAUAGGUUUAUUUAGAUGCAACAUCAUUGAAAGUUCUUUGUGUACUUGUGGUAAAGUAGAAUAUGCUUACCAUUUCUUUUUCUCAUGUGCAAAAUACACCACUCUAAGAAAUGGCCUAUUUAAUGCUAUUUUUAGAAUGGAUAAUUUGCAUAUAGUAGACACGCAUGUUUUAUUAUGGGGAGAUAAGGCAAUCAGUACCUUCAGUUACUUAUAAAGGGAUCUGGUCGUUUUUGAGUUGAUGGAAUUUUCAUAACGAUUACUUUGCACGUACUAUAGGCAUAUAUUAACCAAUUGUACAUGUAUAUAUUAAUUAAUUGUACAUACAUAUAGAUCUACAGAUAUAAUUUAUUAUAUGAUUACUUUAUGAAAGCAAAUCAUCUUUUGACCUUUGAUACCUUUGUGUUUUAUUUCUUGAAGAUUUUCUUAUGUGAUCAAUUGUCAUAUAGGAGAGAGCGUUCUAAGUUUUAAGAACUUGUGCUCAAUCCUUUUAUUAUAAUAUCUAGGCAAUAAAAUAUCUUCAAAUGAACUAUAUUUUUAGACACGUGACAGGACGGAGGUAUGUGCACACGGGUUCCGAAAACUCAGAUUUAUUAUUUGGUUUUAUCGAAGUCAAUGAAAGACUUUACCAGAUAACACGAUAUUUACUUUCAAAGUAUGAUUUAUUACAGAUGUAUAUUAAAUUAAGGCGUGGUAUGGGUUAUCAAUUCAAAAACAACUAACAGUCAAUCUGACUAAAGUACAGACCUAUAUAUAAUAAUAUAGGUCUGUACUUUAGUCAGAUUGACUAACAGUCAAAAUCAAUUCAAUCGAUUUCUUCUCUUAAAAAAAAUAAACAUAUCCAGGAAGUAUUAAUAGACUGGAAAUGGUAUGUUGACGUACUGCAUUUUGACAACACGUACAUUAUGUGACGAUAUUAUCAUCUACAGACCAGAUAUUGCAUGCUAUAUCUCUUCUAAAGCAUUUACAAUUGAUUUUUAAUCUCCUUCAUCUGAAACAAAAAAUCGGUAGGACAAAUUGUUGACCCGAGCUCAAAUGACGACACAGUGCAGCAGUGUUACACAUUCCAGGUGUACGUUUAUCGCCCCAGGUAUGUUGUAAGAGUAAAAACAAAAAUGGCGGCCUCCGAUGAAUUAAUGAUGUCGUCGGAGGUCGUUUUGUUACGGGAAUUCGUGGAGAUGUUCAAACUCCCCAAAAUCAGCGAGGUGGUAGGUGGGCAGGGAUUAAAUGCUGCCCCUUUCUCUAAAGGAGAGUCGCUGAUGUUAAGGACGCUAGCAGUGGAAAGUGUGGGUUUCAGAUUCUACGAUGCGGACGCAGGUUCGAGGCGAGAAGUGAGAGUGCCUGUCGACAACAAUGUUAAAUUCCAUGUCGUACAGGACUACAACUCGGUCUCACCCAAAGUUUAUCCAACAGUAGCAGAUUUAUUGAAAGACUGUCCAACGCGAUUCAAAGCGAAUACGGAAGUCAUUACCAAAGAUGGAAGGUGUUUGCAGAGUGGGAGUGUAUUGAACUUUGUUCGAAAAUCACGUUCUGUGUUUGACAGGUGUCUUUGUAUAGAAUGUCGAGAUUCAGCGGGAACAAGUCAUCUGCUGCCAGUGACAUCUCAAGGAGACUUUACAGUUGUGCACGACCCGUCAUCGUACACUCUUCAGGAAAUCAUCUCGUUAGGUGAAGUAGAAAGAACUCUUAGACUUUCUAAUGAAAAUAAAAAAUUUGCCAUCGUCCGUGAUAGUCGUAACAUUGAAAACGACGUCACAAGUCAUUUGCCAGUUUACGACAAUGUUCAGAGCAAAGAUGCUGCCCUCUCCCGGAUAACCGGUCUACCUCUUACAUUCAAAGGGACCAUUCACAUGCAGCGCCCUGAACUAUUUCUUCUUGCCUCUCCUGCGGAUGAUACCGAAGUGAGGUGGAAAAUUGCGUUAGAUUCAGACCUGCAUUUCGCGAUUCCUAUUGAGGACCGAAGUGUAGAAUAUGAAGAACCUAUUAAACCUGAAUUAGGGUUGAAUGAAUUCGUUGAAGAAUUCGAGCCAGACUUUCCUUUGAUAGCUAGAGUUGGCAAUUGUGCCCAGCUCCACGAUAGGUUCAAAGAAUAUUUGUCAGAAAACAUGGAGGUGCUUGUGCACAGAGUUGAUAAAGUUGAAAAAAUAUUGUGCACUAUAUCUGAUGAUAAAUUUUGUAUUAGUGAUAGAGUGAAAGGAAGAUUUAGGAAGUCUUUGAGGAGAUUUCAGUCUCUUUCUGAGCUUGUAUCCGUGACUUUCACAGAGGAGGAAGUGACGAUAAAAAUGCUGGAGGACAUAGCAUCCGAUGUACCGGUGCAUUUUUCUCUAAAAGGAGGGGAUGUGAUUGUCUUCAGAAAUUUAGGAAUCUCCACAGUGAACAUAAAACUUGGAAAGAAAUCGUAUUGUAAAUAUCAAGUAAUUUCCUGUGAAAAAAUUCUUGACGAUGAGACAAAACAGAAACUGCAGCUACCAAUGGACCUUGAAGCAGAAUUCAUUCAGUUACCAAAAUUUGGCGAAGAGUCUGGAUUCGACAUUAAUGUAGUGUUUUCAAAGUCCAUUAAUUUUCCAUUAACAGUUGAUUUUAUCCCUACGUCCAACAUGAAUAACUGCUUACUACCAACCGAUCAGGAAAUGACGAUAGAAAAUUUGGUAAUCGAUUCUGUCGUGGUAAUUUCCCCUCUGCCACAUCGAGAACUUCGGCGGGAGUCAGGACUGAGCGCGCGAUUAAAAUUCUGUCUUCUGCUUCCACAGAGAAGUGACGUCACCUUAAGAUUAGAAGAUAGAUUACAAUUUCCAUCAAAUUAUUUCCUAUUUCCAAGGAGACACACGUGGAUAGAAGAAGAAGUUGAAAAACUUUCAGAGGGCGAAUACGGAUAUCUGACGAAAUAUAACGACCGGGCUUAUGAGGACUAUGCAUUUCGACAAGCCUUUUCUGAAUGCAGUAUUAAAGAUUAUAACGAUGCACAAUCUGGCAGCUCUACAAAGAAAAGAAGCAAAAAGUUAAAGAAAAAAGUUCGUUCUGCAACAGAACUUCAGCUAGACAAGAUUGACAUUGAAAAAGUUGGUUCUUCCCAAAAUUGGUUGAAAACUGGAAGUGAAAGCGAUCUGGUUACACAAGCCGUGAAAAAUGUAGGAGAUGAAAACAUAUAUGAAACAUUUGAACCCGGUAAAAGGAGGCGGGAAAGGAGGAAAUCAGACACAUCACUGAAAACUAGGAUCAAGAGGCGUGUGUCAAAAAUCUUUUAACAAGCUGCUGGGAGAAAAACGUACAGAACAGCAUUAAUUUAUUAUGUUUUCUUUUCUCAAUCUACAAUAUUUAUAAAAAUAGUCAAAAUGUACUAUACAGACAUGCAAUAUAUUGCAAAUGAUUAAUAAAACAAGAAAUAUA
Ostrea edulis (European flat oyster) is the source of this 3451-nucleotide messenger RNA. RefSeq lists its product as uncharacterized. Bases 1180 to 3309 code for a protein of 709 amino acids. The transcript is spliced from 4 exons. Gene Ontology annotation, biological process: T cell receptor signaling pathway. NCBI's taxonomy places the organism in Eukaryota, Metazoa, Mollusca, Bivalvia, Ostreida, Ostreidae. The record is from RefSeq and is a predicted model, not a curated record.